Molecule: messenger RNA, 1272 nt
Organism: Lathyrus oleraceus (garden pea)
Lineage: Eukaryota; Viridiplantae; Streptophyta; Magnoliopsida; Fabales; Fabaceae
Exons: 1
Coding region: 1-1272 (423 amino acids)
Source: RefSeq, a predicted model, not a curated record
AUGUACCAAAAUUCCGGUAAGGGAACUGAAAAGGUAAAUGAACUAACCAAUGAUGGAAAAGAAGACGAAAGCGGAGAGGAAAAAGAUAAAGAAACACCUUAUGUGCCUCCGCCACCAUACAAACCACCUAUACCUUAUCCCCGAAGACUUGUUAAGUCCAAAAAUAAAGGACAAUUCAAGAAAUUUGUAGAACUUCUGAAGCAACUUAAUAUCACUAUACUAUUCACAGAAGCCAUUACGCAAAUUCCUUCAUAUGCUAAGUUUCUUAAAGAGAUUCUAUCCAAUAAGAAAAAGCUUGUGGAUGAUGAAACUGUUAUGCUUACUGUCGAGUGUAGUGCUAUUAUUCAAAACAACAUGCCUUCUAAACUGAAAGACCCAGGUAGUUUUUCCAUACCAUGUGUAAUCGGAAGUUAUAUCAUAGACAAAACUCUAUGCGAUUUAGGAGACAGUGUUAGUUUAAUGCCCUUAUCCACAUGCGAAAAACUCAAUCUAGGAGAAUUAAGACAAACAAAUAUGUCUCUACAACUAGCUGACCAUUCUGUUAAAUUUCCAAUAGGUAUGCUAGAGAAAGUUCCCGUUCGUAUAGGACAAUUCUAUAUCCAUACCGACUUUGUAAUAAUGGAUAUAAAGGAGGAUUCCCACAUCCCUAUUAUUUUAGGAAGACCCUUUUUAGCCAUAGCCGGAGCCAUCAUACAUGUGAAGAAAGGUAGGCUAAAAUUCGAAGUUGGAGAAGAAAAAGUUGAAUUUCUCUUAGCUAAAUUCCUACAAGCACCAGCUAUAGACGACUCAUGUUGUUUCUUAGGAGUCAUCGACGAAUGUGUGAAAGAAAUGGAGAAGGAACCAUCUAAGUAUACUGAAGUGCUGAAGAUUCCAGCACCUCCUAUAUUCAAAGACGAUAAUUGGCGUGAGCCAUGCGUAGAUGAUAUUCUGAGAGAAUGUCUAGCACUAACACCAAAUACAAUGCCAUUCCCAAAGAAACCUUCAAUAGAACUCAAAACACUACCCAAAGAUCUAAGGUAUGAACUUUUAGACACCGAGCUUGAAAGACCAGUUACAGUCAAUGCUGACUUAGGACAGAUAGAAACCGAAAAAUUACUUCAUGUCUUAAGAAAAUAUCAAACAGCUCUAGGCUAUAACAUCUCCAACUUAAAAGGAAUAAGUCCCUCUAUAUGUAUGCAUCGCAUUAUGCUAAAGGAUAACUGUAAAACCUCUAGAGAGCAUCAGAGAAGAGUAAAUCCUAUCUUGAGUGAUGUAGUAAAAAAUGAGGUAUAA